GGCAAAAUAAGCUUCACGCCAACCAGCUAAAUUAUGAUGCAGUAGUUUGCGUAAAGUGCGUAACUUGUAGUGUUGUGUGGCGUCCACUGAUAAAUAUAGCGUCCAUGCUAAGUGAACGCAAAUAACGACUGUACACGUUAAAAGCCGACAAUCGUCAAGUAAGGCACCAGAACCAUCCACCACAGAGUAUAUUUCUUUAAUCUAUAUUUAUCUAUAGAAAUGUUUAAUUGUGACAGCACUAAUUUUGGGCCAGACGACGGCGUUAAAAUGCUAAUGUUAGCAUUAGCUAACCGAGGGUCUAACAGUGGAUCCACGUUACACUAAGCACCAGAAUCAGAACCAAAUGUCCAGCAGUGGCUGGCCGCUCGCUGCGGUGUGUCAGAUGAACGCUACUCCAGACAAGCAGGCCAACUUGUGUGCUGCCAAAGAGCUGCUGGAGGAGGCGGCACAGCGAGGUGCCAGCAUGGCGUUCCUUCCUGAGGCGUUUGAUUACAUUGGUAGUAGUCAUGAGGAGACCUUGGCGCUGUCGGAGAGCCUAGAGGGGAACACAAUGAUGCAAUAUUCUCAGAUGGCCAGGAAGUUGGGCAUCUGGCUGUCUCUGGGUGGCUUCCAUGAGCGAGGUCCAGCCUGGGAGACUGAGAAGCGGAUUUACAACAGCAAUGUGGUCAUGAACAACAAAGGUCAGAUUGUGUCGAUAUACAGGAAGUCCCACAUGUUUGACGUGGAACUUCCUGAAAAAGGCAUCUCCAUAAAAGAAAGUGCCUUCACCAUCCCGGGACAGUCGCUCGUGUCUCCGUUCCAAACGCCUGUUGGCAAGGUUGGUUUGGGAGUCUGCUAUGAUUUAAGAUUCCCUGAGCUGUCACUGGCGCUGCAAAAGAACGGCGCUGAGAUCCUGACGUUCCCGUCAGCCUUCACCGAAGUCACAGGGGCUGCCCAUUGGGAGGUGCUGCUCCGCGCGAGAGCCAUCGAGAAUCAAUGCUACGUCCUGGCGCCGGCACAGGUCGGCCAGCACCAUGGCAAACGCUCGUCCUACGGCCACGCCCUGGCAGUGGACCCCUGGGGUGUUGUGAUGGGUGACUGCGGAGGGGAGAAAGCAGGGGUGCUGCUUGUGGAAGUGGACCUGGACAAGAUGAGGAGCAUCCGCACAAACAUGCCGCUCCAAAAGCACCGCAGAGAGGAGAGUUUUUACACUAGAUUAUCUGAUGAGCAAUGACAUCGUAAAACAUCAGGACAGAUGUGUGUCAAUCAGAAAUUGGAAUAUAAGUUAUACUAUUUGUAUGGGCUAGUAUGGGACUCUCAUACUUAUUAUGGUGGAAUAAAUGAAUGCAUCACAAACAUCUUUAUUACAUUUUUAUUAACAUCAUCAAAUAA
Messenger RNA from Doryrhamphus excisus (bluestripe pipefish), 1371 nucleotides. NCBI's taxonomy places the organism in Eukaryota, Metazoa, Chordata, Actinopteri, Syngnathiformes, Syngnathidae. The record is from RefSeq and is a predicted model, not a curated record.